UAUUUCCAUUUUCCCCCUCAAGAACACAUCUCCUUCUUAUCUUUCUCUCUCAAUGGGCUGUGGUGGCUGACCAGACUACCACACUCACAAUUCAAUCCCCAAUUACUCAAAAACCCUAACAAUACAAGCUUUUUCCUCUUUAGAUUAGCUAUUCCAUCUCACUAAAUACUCUGCAGAAUGGCAGCAACAGCCUCCUUUUUUACAAACUACACACUUUUCUCUAUUAGAAAAUCAUCGUCACUGUUUCUUCAGAGAAGAAGAAAUGCAAUUAAUAACUUCGCUUUCUGUUUGUCUUUCUCUUCUUCCUCUUCUGCUCUCUCUGCUACUACUGAUAAUAAUAAAAAGAGCUGGAGACGACCUGUCGUUUCUGUCCUUGAACUUGGUGGUGUCAAGAUUGAUAGAGAUGAUGUGGUUAGGGAUGACCCUACAAACAAUGUGCCGGAUACGAUUUUUUCGAAACUUGGGAUGCAGCUUCAUAGGAGGAAUCAACACCCAAUAGGGAUUCUGAAGAAUGCAAUAUAUGAGUAUUUUGAUACCAAUUUCUCAAACAAGUUUGAUAAGUUUGAUGAUCUCUGUCCACUUGUCUCUGUAAAACAGAAUUUUGAUGAUGUAUUGGUUCCUGCUGAUCAUGUAAGUAGGAGCUAUAACGAUACGUACUAUGUUGACUCUCAAACUGUCCUGAGGUGCCAUACGAGUGCACAUCAGGCAGAGCUACUGAGAAAUGGUCACACUCAUUUCCUCGUAACUGGAGAUGUGUAUCGUAGAGAUUCUAUUGAUUCAACUCAUUACCCUGUUUUCCAUCAGAUGGAAGGGGUUCGUGUUUUCUCUUCGGCUGAUUGGGAAGCAUCUGGCUCGGAUGCCACAUCUUUUGUUGCAGAUGAUUUAAAGAAAUGUCUUGAGGGUUUAGCAAAGCACUUAUUUGGUGCUGUGGAGAUGCGCUGGAUUGACACAUAUUUUCCAUUUACCAAUCCUUCAUUUGAACUAGAGAUAUAUUUUAAGGAUGACUGGUUGGAGGUCCUGGGAUGUGGUGUCACUGAGCAAGAAAUUUUAACGAGAAAUGGCAGAUCUCAGGAUGUUGCUUGGGCUUUUGGACUUGGAUUGGAGCGUCUGGCGAUGGUUCUAUUUGACAUACCUGAUAUUCGUCUUUUCUGGUCAACUGAUGAACGCUUUACUUCUCAGUUUCAUAAUGGUCAAUUGGGAGUCAAGUUCAAAGCGUUCUCAAAGUAUCCUCCUUGUUAUAAAGACAUGAGCUUUUGGAUUAAUGAAUCAUUUACUGAAAACAAUUUAUGUGAAGUUGUCAGAGGAAUUGCUGGUGAUCUUGUCGAGGAGGUACGCCUGAUAGAUAAUUUUACCAACAAAAAGGGAAUGACAAGUCACUGUUAUAGGAUUGCAUAUCGCUCAAUGGAACGUUCACUUACAGAUGAGGAGAUCAAUGAUUUGCAGUGGAAUGUGAGGGAACAAGUGCAGACCAAGUUAAAUGUUGUUUUGAGAUGAGAAAUUCUUGAGCUGCAAAACGAACACGGCCACUCAAAAUAUGUAAAUUUCGUUACUGAUAGAGUUUAGAGAUGAUGAGGCUUCGGUUUGUAGCAUUUCAGAUGGAUUGUUGCAGGCACUUUCAUUCAAGGGCAUUCUACAAUUUUACCAUUUUGUUUCUGUAAUAAAUCUAUGUAGCAUUUUUCUUAUAGAAAAGAAAAGGAAUCUUACAUAAUGGCAGUGAUGUCAGUACUCAUAAGUUAUUUGUGUGGAAAGCUCAAACAGAAAUGAUCCAUUUAGCAAACA
Molecule: messenger RNA, 1779 nt
Organism: Ricinus communis (castor bean)
Lineage: Eukaryota; Viridiplantae; Streptophyta; Magnoliopsida; Malpighiales; Euphorbiaceae
Product: phenylalanine--tRNA ligase, chloroplastic/mitochondrial
Exons: 11
Coding region: 178-1494 (438 amino acids)
Biological process (GO): phenylalanyl-tRNA aminoacylation
Cellular component (GO): mitochondrion; cytoplasm
Molecular function (GO): phenylalanine-tRNA ligase activity; ATP binding; tRNA binding
Source: RefSeq, a predicted model, not a curated record